AUGAUCUGCCAAAGGUGCCUACGACAGCUGGCAAAGCGUAAUGGCGUAUCGUCAGUUAAAAGCGCCCGGAACUUCUCACAUUCGACGGUGUCGCGAUCACAAGCAGUAUCCGCGCAGGAGACCACAGCAACGAAUCCUCGUCCAAACGACAAGCCGGCCGCAACAUCUACGUCUGCAGCACAACCUUUCAGCACACCUCUUACCCCCUCCGCCACCAAACCAAAGAAAAGCAAACAGCCCGCUCGCAUCGCAUCGAGCGUGCCCGCCGGAACAGUCUUGAAAGGCCUGAAUUUCAUGAAAAACAAACAAGAUCCCAUCGCGUUGGAAGACGACGAGUAUCCCGCAUGGUUAUGGACAGCGUUAGAGAAGAAAGCAGACGCGACAGGCUCUGUAGGCGAAGACGCCGAGGGCGAUCUCUUCUCGAAAUCUAAAAAGCAACGUAGAAUCGCCGCGAAAGCUUUACGCAAACAACAACUCCUCGACCCGGAAUCGCUCGCGCCGAAAAUUCCGCUGUAUGAGCAGAGUAUAGAUUUGCCGUUUGGAGACGGCACUGUGCAGGGGAGUUUGCGGGCGAGUGAGGCUCGGGAUGAAUUGACGAGGGCUAUGAGGCAGAAGAGGAGGAGUAAGAUUAAGGAGGAUAAUUUUUUGAGGGAGAUGAGAUAG
This is a messenger RNA of Pseudocercospora fijiensis CIRAD86, 663 nucleotides long. RefSeq lists its product as uncharacterized. Bases 1 to 663 code for a protein of 220 amino acids. Gene Ontology annotation, molecular function: structural constituent of ribosome. Gene Ontology annotation, cellular component: mitochondrial large ribosomal subunit. The record is from RefSeq and is a predicted model, not a curated record. The transcript is spliced from 2 exons. NCBI's taxonomy places the organism in Eukaryota, Fungi, Ascomycota, Dothideomycetes, Mycosphaerellales, Mycosphaerellaceae.